This is a messenger RNA of Amborella trichopoda, 1160 nucleotides long. Its product is annotated as NEP1-interacting protein 1. Lineage: Eukaryota; Viridiplantae; Streptophyta; Magnoliopsida; Amborellales; Amborellaceae. The record is from RefSeq and is a predicted model, not a curated record.
GAUGCCUUGGUAUUUGCCUGCCCGCGCAACUCAUUUUGCAUUACGAGGAGAGAGAGAGAGAAGGGAAUAAGGAAUUUAAGAGAGAGAGAGGGAAGCGAAAUUUUACAGUAAUUCUUGGCGCCAUGGAUUCGGAUUGCUCCACUGCUCCUCCAUCCUCUUCUUCUUCUUCUUCUUCCUCUUCCUCUUCUUUGACUUCAUCUUCUUUUUCUAUCUCCACUUCGAUGAGUAAUGGUUUUCCCUCAAUUGCCGUGCCUCUGGCGAAGCUUCUUCUUGCAACUCUCACGGGCAUGUUCGUUUUAGGGGGUUUCUUUGUGGGAGCAGUCACCGGAGCUUUUGGAAGCAAAGCGAGCGAAAGUGGGUUGCUUCACAGAGCAGGAAUUGGAGCGAUUUCGGGAGCUGUGCUCUCUAUACAAAUCUUUGAUGCUUCUUUGGCUCGCUGGUAUUCUGGCUCCAGUCUCUUCCAGAAUUUGUUGUUGACGGCGGAUUCCAUGAAAAGCCUAUUCGAUGGACGGCUUGUGAGGGAACACGAGCUGUUGAGCGCAAUACAAUGGCAGAUUGAUGUUGCAGAGAGUGGGGGUUACGAAGAGGUGCAUGACAUGUUUGAGGUAUGGGGAACCAAAGGCAUGCCUUCUCAUAGGAUUGAGCAGCUUCCAACACUAGAGCUUACAUCUCUCAACAUUUCCGAUGCGUCAGAUCACCAAAUCUGCUGUACAAUUUGCCUACAGGACCACCAAGUUGGGGAAACGGCAAGAAGGUUACCUAAUUGUGGGCAUAUGUUUCACAUGGGUUGUAUUGAUGAAUGGCUCAUUAGGCAUAGCUCUUGUCCUUUGUGCAGACUUGAUCUGUAACAUUUUUCCCAGAGUAGUCUUUACCAGCAGUACCACUUAAUAUGAGCAAUUCUUGGGCCCUAUGUCUCAUUGUCUAUUUGUAUUGAUUUUUUUCCGUGUAUAUAGAUCUUCAUUUUUUCUAGUUGUUUUAUGCUGUAAAAUAAUACUUUGAUGUGAUCAUUAUUGUAAGAUAUAUUCAUUUUUUUCUAGUUGUUUUAUGCUGUAAAAUAAUACUUUGAUGUGAUCAUUAUUGUAAGAUAUAUUCAUUUUUUUCUAGUUGUUUUAUGCUGUAAAAUAAUACUUUGAUGUGAUCAUUAUUAUAAGAUUUGGACU